AUGAGGUUCACAUUAUGGACGGUGUUGACCGUGGCGGGCCUGGCUACACUUGUACAGGCGCAGGAGAUGCCAAAGUGUGCGAGCGAUUGUCUAGUCAAAUUCCUCAAGGACUCGAAAUGCGAACCGUCCGAUUCCGACUGUAUCUGCGCUGACACAGUCCUCAACGAGAACGUCGGAGCCUGCACACUCACUAGCUGCACCGUGGUAGAAGCCCUCGCUGCAAGGAACGGAACAGCAACACUCUGCGGGGAGCCGGUACGCGACAGGACUCUUGUUGCACCAGUUGCGACUGCUGUAUCUGGGUCUCUGGCUUUGGCAUUCAUUGCGCUGCGCGUGUUUGAGUGUCUGUAUCAUAAGGAGUUUCGAUGGGCGGAUAUCUGUGCCGUUUGUGCGAUGGUCUCUUCCAUACCUAUGGACGUCUUCGAGUUCUACAUGAAGGCCAACGGCUUCGGAAAGGAUAUUUGGACGUUGACCGAACAUCAAAUCACGAACGUCGUCAAGUACACCUGGGUCACGCAGGUCUCAUACAUCCCAGCCAUCUGCCUCACCAAGAUCGCCAUCAUCUCCAUCUUCAUCCGAGUCUUCCCCAACAAAGUCUUUCAGAUGGUAUGCUGGGCCACGAUAGCACACUGCGCUCUUUUUAUGUUGUCGACGACCAUUGCUGCCAUCCUGGCCUGUGUUCCUGUGGAGGCUGCCUGGACGAACUGGAAGGGAACCAAGGAGGGGGUGUGCUACGAUAACAAUGCCUUUUGGUGGGCGCACUCGGCCAUCAACAUCGUCACAGACCUGUGGAUCAUUGCGCUGCCCAUUCCACAGCUUUUGAAGCUGCAGCUGGGAAGGAAAAAGAAGAUCUAUCUUAUUCUCAUGUUUAGUGUCGGUAUCAUUAUCACCGUCGUCAGCAUCAUCCGCUUCUCUGGUCUCGUCACCUACUCUGCGACCUCAAACCCAACAUACAACAACGUCAUGGUCGCAACAUACAGUGUCAUCGAAUGCAACGUCUCCAUCAUCUGCUGCUGCAUGCCUGCCCUACUGGCAUUCCUCCGCCGAGCCUACCCAAGUCUGUUUGGCAGCACCAACCGCUCCCUCGAGUACCGAUCGAAAAGCAUUGGCGGCUCCAAGUCGCCAUUCCCGAGCAAUGGAAUUCAGAAGAGCGUGACACAGUCAGUCUCAUACAUGCCACGUUCGGACGAUUCCGAUGUGGUUGAGUUGAUGGAUGUGGAGGAGAACAAGCCAGACCGGUACCAUAGGUGGUAG
Molecule: messenger RNA, 1254 nt
Organism: Fusarium keratoplasticum
Lineage: Eukaryota; Fungi; Ascomycota; Sordariomycetes; Hypocreales; Nectriaceae
Product: CFEM domain-containing protein
Exons: 9
Coding region: 1-1254 (417 amino acids)
Source: RefSeq, a predicted model, not a curated record